AUGGCGGAUCCAAUCACUAUUACAACAGCAGUAGCUUCCGCGCUCAAAGCCAGUGUGGCGCUCCACGGAGCCAUCCGCGACUACAGAAGCCAGAACAAAGACGCUCGAGGGCUCAAAGCAGAAGUUGGUGAUUUGAGCGGGGUUUUGAGCUCACUCUUCGAGACAAUCGCAACCAACCCAAGUCUCGACUUUGAAGCUCUCCGGCAGCCGCUCCAGCGAUGUUGUGAUGCCUGUGAAGAUUAUAGCAAAAUCAUUGCCCGAUGCACGAAACAUUCCAACGAUACAACGCGCCCAAGCGUUCGGGACUGGGUCACGCAAAAGUACCUCCAAGGAGAUAUCAACGAUUUCAAGGCCAUGCUAGCGGCGCACAAGUCGACCAUCAACAUCGCUCUCGCGAAUGCCAACAUUCGCAUCGCAGCCAUAUCGCCUGAGGUUCUCAAGGAUUACAAGGAUAUGAUCUUUGACACCACCGGCGACCUGACUACGCAUCUCCAGGACAUGCAGGAGAAGAUCGAUCGCCUCAAAUCCGGAGAUGCUACAGCCGUCGACGAUAUCGCGUUAGAGUGGCAUGCGAUGUUAGAAGAGAAGGAAAGCACUAAGCAGGGCCUCAAAAUGUGCACCCAAUUGUCCGCUCAGCUUGCACAAUGCGAGGCCACGUCUGUGGAAUCUACACAGUUUUCCGGACGUCCAUCGGCACAUAAGCACAUCAAAAAUGGUCUUGGUGAAGCCGGACGGUCUAUCCAGUCUCUCGUAAGCCGUCUCCAAGAGCACGAAGCCAUUGUCAGCAGCCAACUAGAGGCAAUGUCUCUACAAGAGGACCUCCCUGAGCCCGUGAUCUCCCAGCUGGACAGACUCCAAAAGAUGAAGGAGAGCCUUAGCCAGUGUAUUCAGAUUGUCUCUGAGGCUGGCGACCAAGCCAACGAGCGAAGCAAUGUCUUUGAGGAUCUGACCUUGGCAGAGAACAGUUACGCCAUCUCGGUUUCGACAGUGAAGGAUCUCGUAGUAGCCCGACGACUUAAUCUAAGCGGUCGAUCUCGGCAUUUGGGGGGGCAAGUCACAGAUGAAACUGUGCAAAAGUCUAUGGAGGCUCUGACGCAACUGGAUCUGGAGCAUCUUCGGUCUUCGGCAGGCACACAAAGUCGUCGACAGGCUCAACAGACAGAAUCGGGGGUGUCCAUGCAUGCCACAAAGUUCAACGACCGUUUUGGACCUGGAGUUACGCUUUUAGCAAGGAAAGCGAAUGACUGA
This is a messenger RNA of Colletotrichum abscissum, 1248 nucleotides long. RefSeq lists its product as uncharacterized. Lineage: Eukaryota; Fungi; Ascomycota; Sordariomycetes; Glomerellales; Glomerellaceae. The record is from RefSeq and is a predicted model, not a curated record. The transcript has 2 exons. Bases 1 to 1248 code for a protein of 415 amino acids.